AUGAAGUUCCUUCAUCAUAUUCCUUUCCUAGGGAAUCUCGCUCCCCGGAAACGUGUGCUUCUCGGGCUUCGACUCAUGGCGUUCAUGGUGUUUACGAUUCUCAACUUGGUGUUGUUGGUAGGACUGGUGAAAAACUGUUUGAAUAUUUACAUCCAUAAACUCCAGUUUUCCCAUUUAAACGUCGCUAGAGGGUUAUAUAAUGCUUUGGCUGACAAUGUCAACUCAGAAAGAAAUUCAGACGACCCUUAUGGUCCAGGUUUCACCACUUCAGAAAUCCAAAUCUUGGUCGAUUACACUUCAGGGGAAUUCGAUGAUAGCCCUCAGUUUCUCGUAUCUGCGAUCUGGAACUAUUGUUAUGGGACUUAUGACUCUCCAGAUUUCGAUGAUUUCUCCGAUAAUUUCCACAAUUUCCUUGAGUACAAUGACCCCGGUGCUGAAUACCAAAGUCCAACGGUAUUGAGUUGCAGCAGUCCUCUACAAUAUUAUUUCAAUUACCGGGCAUUAUUGGGGCAAAUUGGUUUUACCAUCAUUUUAGAAUACGCCUAUGACGGAGAUUAUUCUUCAAACGCUGAGUAUCUGGCCCUUAUGCAAUCUGUUCACAGGUCCAUGAAGAUAUUGCCAAACAUUUUAAUUUUUGCCGGGGUGGCCCAAGUGUUCAUCUUGUUGAUUUCGGUAAUCCUUUAUCACAUUUUGCUAAACAAUAAUCAAAACCGUAAUAAUUUGGCGAUCCUUUUGCAACAUAUCAAUGCGGCAUUAUCGCUGGCGAUUUUCGUGGCGGUGACAGUGGCGGUGAUUAAUUUGACGAUAAUUUCCUUUAAUUUGAAAAGCCAUGUCAGUGAUGAAUUGGGAGAUUUCGGGAUAUCCUUACACCUUGGAAGAGUGUUCUUCACUACUCUCUGGGUGUUGUUUGCCACAUCGUUCGUCAAUUUCUGCCUUUGGGGAGGGGUGGCCUGGUGUACCGUUCCUGAUGUCGAGUUAGACCACGAAGAGAAAUUCUAUAGAACCAACCAUAGAAAGUCUUUACAGACUUUAUCAGCAUUAACUGGUGGAUGGAUAGAAUUCCCACAAUCAGCUGGUAAUACCCCAGCUACCAAAUAUGACGAAGAGCUCAAGAAAAAUGUGACAUUUAUGACAAGAACUAAUACUGGGAUGUCGUCUGCUUUUUACGGACCUUCAACCACCACCAGAAGCUCAUCGAAAAAAUACUUGAUUUCCCCAUUUACCAAAGGUCUGUUCCAAACAAAUAAUACCACAGGUUCUGGCAAUCUUGGCAAUAUUGACACGGCAUACUACAGUAAUUAUCAAUCGCAAAGUAAUGAUGGUGGCCAGAGCGAAGAAUCUUACCAGAACCCAUUCAUGCCGACUGGCCAUGACUCUAAUGGACUCAAAGUUUUCAAAUCCAAUUCAGACUUGGUCAGUAUGGUCAGUGAAAAUGACACGUACGCUAACAAUAUUGAUUAUAACCAAAUUCUAGAAUCUACCAAUGGCAUGAGCUAUUCCGGGUUUGGUUUAAGAAAAAAUGGGACUAUAAAAAACAAUCUAACUCAAGGUAGCAAUGACGCUUCAGAUAUUGAACAGCAAUUUUUCACAGUUCAGCAAUAUGGGUAUAGCGAAUCCCCUAAAUAA
Molecule: messenger RNA, 1626 nt
Organism: Saccharomycopsis crataegensis
Lineage: Eukaryota; Fungi; Ascomycota; Saccharomycetes; Ascoideales; Saccharomycopsidaceae
Product: Ecm7 protein
Exons: 1
Coding region: 1-1626 (541 amino acids)
Biological process (GO): fungal-type cell wall organization
Cellular component (GO): plasma membrane; cell cortex of cell tip
Source: RefSeq, a predicted model, not a curated record